UAUUACAACACUAGCAACUAGGAAAAGAAAAAGAAAACAAAAAAACCAAUGAAAUGAUGCGCAUUUACAAAGUCUAUUAUCGCUUAUCUAUCUUGACACCCUACCCUCUCUCUCCUCCACCUCCAUUAUUUUCUCCUAAGUUUUCUCGAUUUAAUUCGGUUCGUGGUACACCUGGCCACCUGAGAACUCACUCCAGAAGCACCUCCAACUUCAAACCGAUCAUGACUGCCGCCACUUCCAGACUGGCCAAUCUCCUGCCGGCUAGCGCUUUUGCAGGCGAAGCUGCUGACGGUGGCGGUGGUUCUAACAAUGCUUCAACUAAUAUCGUGGCUGAAGAUGAUGAAGCAUUGGGAGGUAAGUAUCAACUUCCACCUCCGGAGAUUAGAGAUAUCGUUGAUGCACCGCCUCUCCCUGCAUUGUCAUUUUCACCACAAAGAGACAAAAUACUUUUUCUUAAGAGGCGAGCUUUACCUCCAUUAGCAGAAUUAGCUAGACCAGAAGAAAAGUUGGCUGGUAUGCGUAUUGAUGGAAAAUGCAAUACUAGGAGCCGAAUGUCAUUCUACACUGGUAUUAAUAUUCAUCAAUUAAUGCCCGAUGGUACACUAGGUCCAGAGAAGGAGGUACAUGGAUUUCCAGAUGGUGCCAAAAUUAACUUUGUUACCUGGUCGCUUGAUGGUAGACAUUUGUCCUUCAGCAUUCGAGUUGAUGAAGAAGAUAAUAGCAGUAGUAAGCUUAGAGUAUGGGUUGCUGAUGUGGAAACAGGGAAAGCUAGGCCAUUGUUUCAAUCAUCAGAUGUUUAUCUAAAUGCUGUUUUUGAUAAUUUUGUUUGGGUGGAUGAGUCGUCUUUGUUAGUUUGCACUAUUCCGUUGUCUCGUGGAGAUCCACCUAAGAAACCUUUGGUUCCUUCUGGUCCAAAAAUUCAAUCUAAUGAGACAAAAAAUAUUGUUCAAGUUAGAACGUUUCAGGAUUUGUUGAAAGACGAGUAUGAUGAAGAUUUAUUUGACUAUUAUGCUACCUCACAACUUGUGUUAGCAUCUUUGGAUGGGACAUUAAAGGAAAUUGGCCCACCAGCUGUGUAUACAUCAAUGGAUCCUUCCCCUGAUCAGAAGUACAUUUUAAUUAGUUCUAUUCAUAGGCCAUACUCUUUUAUUGUACCAUGUGGUAGAUUUCCAAAGAAGGUAGAGAUAUGGACAACUGAUGGAAAGUUUGUGAGGGAACUUUGUGAUUUGCCGCUUGCCGAGGACAUUCCCAUAGCAUUCAAUAGCGUGCGCAAAGGAAUGCGAGCAAUUAAUUGGAGAUCUGACAAGCCAUCAACACUCUACUGGGCAGAGACACAAGAUGGAGGUGAUGCGAAAGUGGAAGUGUCUCCACGAGAUAUAGUAUAUGCACAACUCGCUGAGCCUCUUGACGGUGAACAGCCAGAAAUCUUACAGAAGCUCGAUCUUCGUUAUGGUGGAAUUUCUUGGUGUGAUGAUUCACUAGCUCUAGUUUACGAGUCAUGGUACAAGACGAGGCGAACAAGAACCUGGGUAAUAUCUCCUGGUGCUGAAGAUGUGAGUCCACGCAUACUAUUUGAUAGGUCAUCAGAAGAUGUUUACUCUGAUCCGGGCUCCCCUAUGAUGAGAAGAACUCCUUCUGGAAAUUACGUGAUUGCAAAAAUAAAGAAGGAAAAUGACGAAGGUACUUAUGUUUUACUGAAUGGAAGUGGCGCUACACCGGAAGGGGACAUCCCUUUUCUUGAUCUGUUUGACAUAAAUACAGGCAGCAAGGAAAGAAUUUGGCAGAGUGACAAGGAAAAACACUAUGAGAGUGUUGUUGCUUUAAUGUCUGAUAUUAAGGAAGGGGACCUAUACCUUGAUCAGUUGAAAGUAUUGACAUCAAAGGAGUCAAAAACUGAAAAUACCCAGUAUUACAUACAGAGCUGGCCAGAUAAGAAAGCAUGUCAGAUUACAAACUUUCCUCAUCCAUAUCCGCAGUUGGCGUCAUUGCAGAAAGAGAUGAUUAGGUACCAAAGGAAGGAUGGAGUUCAGCUCACUGCAACAUUAUACUUGCCGCCAGGCUAUGAUCCAUCAAAGGAUGGCCCUCUCCCAUGUCUAGUCUGGUCUUACCCUGGAGAAUUUAAAAGCAAAGAUGCUGCAGGACAAGUGCGUGGUUCUCCUAAUGAAUUUGCAGGCAUAGGUCCAACAUCGGUUCUUCUUUGGCUGGCUAGGAGGUUUGCUAUUUUAGCUGGGCCAACAAUUCCUAUUAUUGGUGAGGGUGAUGAUGAGGCAAAUGACAGGUAUGUAGAGCAACUGGUCGCAAGUGCAGAGGCAGCUGUCGAGGAAGUUAUCCGACGCGGAGUUGCUCAUCCUGGAAAAAUUGCUGUCGGAGGACAUUCUUAUGGUGCAUUCAUGACUGCAAACCUCUUGGCACACGCUCCUCAUCUUUUCUGUUGUGGAAUUGCACGCUCGGGGGCUUACAACAGAACUCUGACACCUUUUGGUUUUCAGAAUGAGGACAGAACACUCUGGGAGGCCACUACAACAUAUGUUGAGAUGAGCCCUUUCAUGUCAGCAAACAAAAUUAAAAAGCCAAUAUUGCUUAUCCACGGAGAAGAAGAUAAUAAUUCAGGAACACUAACCAUGCAGUCGGAUCGCUUCUUUAAUGCGCUAAAAGGUCAUGGUGCACUUUGUCGCCUGGUCAUUCUUCCCUUUGAGAGCCAUGGGUAUGCUGCACGAGAAAGUAUCAUGCAUGUUCUGUGGGAAACAGAUAGAUGGCUGCAGAAAUAUUGUGUGCCAAACACUUCUGAUGUAAAUGCAGAACUCGGUGCAAGAAAAGAUGAAGCAAGCAAAGGAGUUAUAGACACUGAAAACAAUGCAGUAGCAGCCACCGGAGGCGGUGGCCCUGAGCUGGCAGAUUCUGAGCAUGAGGGGUUCCACUGUAUUCCACGGUCAUUAUUAUGAUUGAAGCGGAUCUUCAGCUGCCAAGGACUAGAAUAGGAGCAGCACUACUGAUGUCUGAACGGAUGCUGAAAAGGGGGAAAUGCCUAUCUCCAAGAAAUGUGAAAAUGUGCAUCAAAUAACCAUUUGACUCGGAAAUCUAUUAUUAGCAACUGUACGCUUAAAUGUUACAACCUGAAGUAAUGAUCAAAGGAACAAGAAAUCCAUCUCGUUCAUAAUUCAGCGUAGCUUGCGCAGCACUGAACAUGAAUGUAUCAAUAAUGAGAUUAACAGUGAAUUUUACAGUUUAAUAAAGCAAAAUUUUGUUGCACAA
Ricinus communis (castor bean) is the source of this 3252-nucleotide messenger RNA. RefSeq names its product probable glutamyl endopeptidase, chloroplastic. Gene Ontology annotation, biological process: proteolysis. The transcript has 11 exons. Bases 54 to 2942 code for a protein of 962 amino acids. Gene Ontology annotation, molecular function: serine-type endopeptidase activity. Lineage: Eukaryota; Viridiplantae; Streptophyta; Magnoliopsida; Malpighiales; Euphorbiaceae. The record is from RefSeq and is a predicted model, not a curated record.